This is a messenger RNA of Microthlaspi erraticum, 1833 nucleotides long. Lineage: Eukaryota; Viridiplantae; Streptophyta; Magnoliopsida; Brassicales; Brassicaceae. The record is from the annotation of a GenBank genome assembly.
GUCAGGCUGAUAAAAAACUAUCGCUCCUCCCGCCAUAUUGUGGAAGCUGCAUCUUCUAUCAUUAAAAACAAUACAAAGCGGUGCCAAUCAAAAAGCAUUUCCGCUGAAAACUCUCAAGGAUCUAAGAUUACUGUGAAGGAAUGCCACAACGAGGAAGCACAGUGUGCAUUUGUCAUUGACAAAAUAAUUGAAAUCACUAAUGAUGGCUCAACACCUUGUUCUUCCCAUGGAGAUAUUGCCAUCCUUUAUAGGAGGCAGUUGUCAGGUAAAGUCUUCCAAGAUGCGUUCCGCCAGAGAAAAAUACCAUUCAACGUUCAUGGUGUUGCUUUCUACAGGAAAAAGGUUGUCCAAAUCAUUAUGGCCAUGCUGAGAACAACAUUAUCCGAAUGUGACGAUGCUUCUUAUCGGCGAGUAUUUAAGGCAUUACUUCCUUUUGAGAAAGAGGAAAAGAAAAGGGUUAUAGAAUAUAUUGACAAAAUCUCCACUAGUAGGAAAUGCAGCUUCAUUUCAGCGGCUAGUGAUAUCUUCAGUGCCAAGAUUUCUGGUACCUUCAAGAGGAACCAGCUUACCCAGGGACGCAAAGUAUUGCAAACUCUUGGCAUGAUAGAAAAGCUGGUUAAUAGGGAGCAAUCACUUUCAGCUGUAGUAACAUGUGUGGCAAACAUGAUACCGCAGAAAUACCUUCUGGAGAAACGAGCAGUUGUGGAUAAUGAUGGAGGAAAACUGCUAAACGAAGACAACGAUCUUAGAUCUGUACUCCAGUUCUUAAUGGAUGAUGUAGCUGAAUUUAUUUCCACUCAUUGCCCUACAACUGGAGGAGAAGCGGAUGCAAUCAAAGAAACGAAAGGCUGCAAUCAACUUAGUUCAUUUAUCAACUAUAUCUCCGAGCGCGAAACUGAAAAUUUUCGAUCAAGAAGACAUGACAAUGAAAAUUCUGUCACAUUGACCACCAUUCAUCAGUCUAAAGGUUUGGAGUGGGACGUAGUUUUCAUAGUCAAGGCUAAUGAAAACGAGAUUCCCCUAUUACAUGAGUCUAACGGCACUGCAUCAGAGAUUGGAGCAUCACUCGAGGAAGAACGUCGCCUUCUCUAUGUUGCUAUGACUCGUGCUCGCAAGAAAUUAUUUUUCUUGUACGUGACAGUGGAUUCGAACUGGCAGGUGCUCCAACCCUCACGAUUUCUUAAAGAGAUUCCAGGCCAUCUUCUACAGGGAGACUUGAGCGUAAAUGACUGCAGAAAUGUUCAUCACAACCUUCCAAACAAGACUGAGCAGAGCGUCUCUUUCGGAACAGAAAUAAAGCAUGAGGAAAAUAAAUCAAAUGAUAAUGAUGUGAUGAACAUUCAAGUAGAUGAUGCUACCAAGGAGUCAACAGAAGUGGCAUAUGGACUCGACGGGAACAACUUCCUUAAGAGGUUUGAAGUGGAGGUUAGAUCAGUUGUCUCUCACUUAUUUCACAACUGGGCCAAGAAACAAGCAUUCCAGGAGCCGAAGAGGCUGAUUGACAAAGUAAGGUUUGUGAUUGGUGAACGUUUGGCCAUUAAGAAGGAGAAACACAAGGAUGUCUUACGAACACUUAAAUCAUCAUUGACUUCCGAAGAAGCGUUCCAAUAUGCAGAACAUGUACUUAGGUGGGAACAACUUCCUGCAGACACACGGGCUCAUAUAAUGCGCGAGAAACAGGAGCAUUUCCAAAAACUGAGAAUUGAAAACUCAAUGGGAACUUCGGAAGCAACGAGUAAACAGAUUGCGUUUCUGCAUAGUCUAGGAUGCACGGUCGUCCCAACAUCACGUCUCCAUGCGUCACGUCUGAUCGAACAGUACAAAUCACUAUGA